CCGGCGGAAGCGCCGCGAAGGUUCCGGGGCCGCGAUGGCUCCGGACCCCUGGCUCCCGCUGCUCGCCGCCGCCCGCCAGCUCGCCCAGGACAUCGCCGAGAAGCUGCAGGAGCGGAGCCGCUGCCAGCGGAGCGGGGAGAGCUCGGCCAAGGUCAACAUUGCCAUCAGGUCCUCGCUGCAGAGCCUCAGGGAGAAGAUUGAGCAGCUGAGGGAGCAGCUGCUGCGGGCGGUGUCCACUCGGCAGAUCACCCAGCUGGAGGGGGACAGGAGGCAGAACCUGGUGGACGAGCUGGUGACACGGCACAGGCAGCUGGAGGCAUCCUACAGGAAUGAAGGUCCUGAGCCAGACAUGAGCAGGUCCAGCCUCAUGGCAGGAGGGGCCAAACGAGGCGUCACCAACCCCUGGCUGUUGGAAGAAUCGGAGGAGACCAGAGGACUUGGCUUUGAUGAGCUCAGGCAGCAGCAGAGAAGGAUCAUUGAAGAACAAGAUGCUGGACUCGAUGCUCUUUCUUCAAUCAUAUCCAGGCAGAAACAAAUGGGGCAGGAAAUUGGGAAUGAGCUGGACGAGCAGAACGAGAUCAUCGAUGACCUGACGAGCCUGGUGGAGAGCACGGACGGGCGGCUGCGCAGCCAGACACGGCACGUGCAGGCAGUGGAGAGGAAAUCCACGUCCUGUGAAGUGCAGUGGGACUCCUGCCAUGGUUCCAGUGGGCUGAGGAGCGGUGUCCUCAUGGGGAGAGCAGCAGGAAAGCCCUGCCCUUGUGAGGAUUGGUCAGCUCUGCUGUUGCUUCAGGAAAUGUCCUGACUUAAGGGAUGCUGGUGGUGAUCGUGCUGCUGCUCAUCGCCAUCGCCGUGGUCGCGCUCUGGCCCACCGGGUAACCCCGGCCCUGCUGGGGCAGCUGCUCCAGGGCAGCCCCAGGGCUCGGGCAGGGACCUGCUGAGGGCAGGGAUGAGCUCCAUCCAUCGCUGGGAACAAACUGCACAGCUGGGAAUGACUCCACUGAGCAAACUGAACAGCUGGGACUGACCCCACUGAGCAAACUGAACCAUGUCCACAGCUGGGACUGACCCCACUGAGCAAACUGAACCAUGUCCACAGCUGGGAAUGACCCCCCUGAGCAAACUGAACCAUGUCCACAGCUGGGAAUGACCCCACUGAGCAAACUGAACCAUCUCCACAGCUGGGAAUGACCCCAGUGAGCAAACUGAACAGCUGGGAAUGACCCCACUGAGCAAACUGAACCAUCUGCACAGCUGGGACUGACCCCACUGCAGCAGCCUGGACAAUCCCACAGCUGGGAGUGACCCCACUGCAGCAGUCUGAGGCAGCCCCGCUCUCCUUGGCCAAGGAGCUCAGUGAGACCUGCAAGAUUUCAGUGGGAAAGGAUUUCAUCCCAUUAACAGGAUUUCAUCCCACUAACAGGAUUUCAUCGCACUCUUCCCACCUUCCCCUGGCUCUCAGGCGGCUGCAGCUGUGGGAUGGACCCACCUGUCCUGCACCUGGCCCAGCUGGUGCUGCUGCCCUGCCCAUCUCCUGAGCUCAGACAUGCCAGGGGCUCCAAACACCGAAAUGCAGGAGUGCUGUGGAGAACAGCCACGUUCCCUGCUCUGGAUCCCUCCUGCAGAGGGAAAUGCUCCAUCCAGGGAAUGUCCUGGGGAGUGGCUGCCUCUGGAUUCCCCCAGGAUGGGAAGGGACAGCCCUGCAGGAGCCCCUGGGCUGCACAGAACCGUGGGGACUGGGUCAGUGCUCAGCCUUGGGGAGGCUGGCUGGGGUAUUGAUCCCCAGGGAUGGUCAUUGGUGAGUUAUUGAUCUCCAGGGGUGGUCAUUGGUGGGUUAUUGAUCUCCAGGGACGGUUAUGGGUGCAUUAUUGAUCUCCAGGGAUGGUUAUUGGUGGGUUAUUGAUCCCCAGGGAUGGUCAUUGGUGGGUUAUUGAUCUCCAGGGACGGUUAUGGGUGCAUUAUUGAUCUCCAGGGAUGGUUAUUGGUGGGUUAUUGAUCCCCAGGGAUGGUCAUUGGUGGGUUAUUGAUCUCCAGGGACGGUUAUGGGUGCAUUAUUGAUCUCCAGGGAUGGUUAUUGGUGGGUUAUUGAUCCCCAGGGGUGGUCAUUGGUGGGUUAUUGAUCUCCAGGGACGGUUAUGGGUGCGUUAUUGAUCUCCAGGGAUGGAGUUACUGAUCUCAGAUGGGAACUGAACAGCAGCAGGACUCAGCCCAGCCUGUGAGAGUGAGAGCUCUGCCCUCGUGUGCUCCCCAGAGGCUCUGCCAGCCUGGCCCUGGGAGAUGCAGCACAAUUAAUAUCCUCACUGAGCUCUGGCUCUUCCUUUGACAGCUUCUCACACCCUUCUACAGCUGAGAGAAAGGAUUGCCUGUUUCAAAACUAAUGAAAAAGAAGUAUUAAAUGUUUGCUUCUGGCCAAGAGAAUAAUUAUUUUGUUACACAUGUCAGUUUGAUUUCAGGAUUAAUAGAGCAAGCAAUAAAUACUGAUUAAAGCUGAUCCAUUUCUA
Melospiza melodia melodia is the source of this 2501-nucleotide messenger RNA. It is a transcript of the gene STX8, whose product is annotated as syntaxin 8. The record is from RefSeq and is a predicted model, not a curated record. The transcript is spliced from 9 exons. Gene Ontology annotation, cellular component: membrane; SNARE complex; endomembrane system. Bases 35 to 805 code for a protein of 256 amino acids. Gene Ontology annotation, molecular function: SNAP receptor activity; SNARE binding. NCBI's taxonomy places the organism in Eukaryota, Metazoa, Chordata, Aves, Passeriformes, Passerellidae. Gene Ontology annotation, biological process: vesicle fusion; intracellular protein transport.